Molecule: messenger RNA, 8192 nt
Organism: Sander lucioperca (pikeperch)
Lineage: Eukaryota; Metazoa; Chordata; Actinopteri; Perciformes; Percidae
Product: nucleus accumbens-associated protein 2
Exons: 8
Coding region: 831-2615 (594 amino acids)
Biological process (GO): regulation of transcription by RNA polymerase II
Molecular function (GO): DNA-binding transcription factor activity, RNA polymerase II-specific; protein binding; RNA polymerase II cis-regulatory region sequence-specific DNA binding
Source: RefSeq, a predicted model, not a curated record
GGCAAGUGGCAGAAGUUGCUUCAACCUAAUUGUCUUUCUCUACUCGUACUGUCCUCAAAUGACUUUCUCUCUGUCUCAACUCUCCCCUCCCUCCCUUCUUUGCUUCUCUCUAGCUCUGCCCAGUCUCUGUCUCCGUCUGUAACUGUAGCCUGUGUUUUUUUCUCCCUCCCACUCCCUGCGACGUAUAGAUACUGCAUUGAUCAGACACACGCGCGCAGACACAUGCACACACACGCACACACUGAGCCUCCCACUCCUUUCAUCAUUGAUUCGCUCUGCUCUCUUUCUCUCCCCAUUCUCUUUUUCUCUCUCUCUCUCUCUCUCUCUGUCUUUCUCUCUCUGUCUUUCUCUCUCUACAGCGGCACUUGUUGAAUUCAACCCUUGGAGAAUAGAGAGAGGGGAGAGAACCAGAGAGAGAUAAUGACAGGGAGGCAGAGGGAGGCUUUAAGACAACGCUAGAACAGACCGUGAGCAGAGAGAAUGGGGCUUUGGAGCAUAUAGAGAUAGAAGCUAGGCUGGGAAAGACAGACAGAGGAAAAGUCAGUCAAGACUGCAGAAAGAAAAUCAUCUUUGAGACAGUGGGAAUGACACUUUAAUUGAAAGAGAGAGUCAACCAGACGGAGUACAUCAGAGUGCUCUCCUUCCAUCUCUAACUACUCCUCUUCUGUCCUGCUGCUGGUGUGCUAGUGUGUGCCAAGGCUCCAUGGUGUGUUUUAACCAGAAGACUGGCUUACACAGGUCAGAAUGGUCUGGGAUAACUAUGCCUCUCUCAGUGGCAGAGUCUGCAGUAAAUAUCUGAAACCCCAUCUUCCUAUUCCUCUGCAGCCAACAUGUCCCAGCUGCUCCAUGUGGAGAUCCCAAACUUUGGAGCUACAGUUCUGGGCUCCCUUAAUGAGCAGCGCCUGCUGGGACACUACUGCGAUGUAUCCAUCCUGGUCAAAGGUCAGGCUUUCAAAGCCCACCGGGCCGUUUUGGCUGCCAGCAGCCUCUACUUUCGUGACCUCUUCAGCAGCUCCACCAAGAGCCAGUUUGAGUUGCCCUCCUCAGUCACACCUGCUUGCUUUGAGCAGAUCCUCACUUUCUGCUAUACAGGGAAGCUAACAAUGGCAGCUAGUGAACAGCUGGUGGUCAUGUACACAGCUGGCUACCUCCAAAUUCAGCAUAUAGUUGAAAGAGGCAUGGACCUAAUGUUCAAGGCAAACUCACCUCACUGUGACUCGCAAACAGCAGGGUCUUUAGAGGAAACAGGAUCCGAGCCGCAGAGUCCUUGUAAUAAUGGUAACGGCCUAGCGGUGGCUGCCCUUUUGGGAACCCCGGGCUGGUCUCCAUCCUUACUCAUGCCGCAACGUAAGAUUAAACUAGAAGGGGGUGACCCGACACCCUUGACAAUACCUUUAAUGCAAAGCAAGAUUUCGUCUUCGGAGUUGGGAAGUCGGCUGGCGAGGGCCGGUUCACUGUUUUACACGACAGCUGGUGGGACCCCCAUCCCCGGUAUGCCUCCGUAUCACCUUCAAGGGCCCGGUGGGGGUGGAGCAGGAGGAGGAUCAGGAGUUGAAAGGUCCAGUCCUGGAGCAUCCAGCCUGCCAACCACUGACAGUCCUACAUCCUACCAGAAUGAGGAUGAGGAGUUUGAGGAAGAGCCCUAUGAUGGGAUCACAGAGGAUGCCUACAGUCAUCUCUAUGGACGUUCAGCUAACCCCUACGGGAUCCAGGACAAGCCAGAGAUGGCAGCGAUGCCCUUGGCCUUGGAGAGCCGCAACUGUGUGCUGAUCCGCAGGGACCUGGUGGCGCUGCCUGCAAGCCUCAUCAGCCAGAUAGGCUACCGCUGCCACCCUAAGCUCUACACUGAGGGGGACCCUGGGGAGAAGCUGGAAUUGGUAGCUGGUACACAGGUGUUCAUGACCCGAGGACAGCUGAUGAAUUGUCAUCUAUGUGCUGGUAUCAAACACAAAGUCUUGCUUCGCCGUCUGCUAGCCACAUUCUUUGAUAGAAACACUUUAGCCAACAGCUGCGGGACAGGUAUCCGUUCUUCUACUAGUGACCCCAGUAGGAAACCCCUGGACAGCAGGGUCCUCAAUGCUGUCAAACUCUACUGUCAAAAUUUCAACCCUAACUUCAAGGAGAGUGAAAUGAAUGUGAUUGCUGCUGACAUGUGCACAAAUGCGAGGCGUGUCCGCAAGCGAUGGUUGCCCAAGAUCAAAUCCAUGCUGCCUGACGGCAUGGAGGUAUAUCGUGCAGGAAUGGGCAUGGGUGCUGCUGUGGGUCUGGGCCUGGCACUGGGUGCCUCUCAACCAGGAGUACCCCUCCCCUUCGAGCCUGACUUCAAGGCCCUAGAGCAAAGGUUGUAUCCAGAUCGUAAGAACCCUCUCAGGACUCACCCACCGCUGACAGAGGGUAGCCCUGGGCCUGGGGCAGCUGGGGCAGAGGCUGAAGGUGAAGGAGUAGUCCAGGAGGAACAGGAGGAAGAGGAGGAUGAAUCUGGGUUAGAGGGUGUAGACGGAUCACUGGGGGCGCCAACUUUGAUCCCAGGAGUUGAGGCAGUCAAUAGUGGCACCACGCCGCCUGAGCAGGAAGUGGAAGGUUUUGGACAAGGUCUGAGGGUGAACGGACAGUGAAUGUCCCUUUGGGCUGCCUCUCACAUUGUGAAAUCUGUAUAACACCGCAUUUUCUUUUGCUUGCUCUCUAACUCUAACAUCUCGUCUACCACUCUUUCUUCUCCUCUGUGCUUCCUCAACAGGAAUCGUAGAUCUUACUAUACAGGAAUUUGUAACACAUGCAUGUGCACAUGUGUGCUUGUGUACACGCAUACUUACCGAUAGUGGAAGUAGAUCACUCAUAGUAGCAGUAGACACAGGCAUGGCAUUAGCACAUUAAGAAAAUCAACCCUUUCUGCUCCACCCUUUUCUUAGUAUAUUCAGUAUUUACUCAGGACGAAUUCACAAAGAAUGGAUUGCGGCUGCUGAUAGCACCAUCAAUUGCGCAUCACUUUCAACCGCGAUCUGCCCCGUCUCAAGGUCCCAUUCACAAAAGAUAUUGCGCUAAUGAUAUUACAGUGCAAACAUAAUAAAGUUUUGCAGCAGAGUGCAAUUUGCCUUUUUUGCCUCCGAUUGCAUUUAUUCAUGUGGCAAAGUAUGAAUGUUGCCUUUGCGCCAAGAACACACAGGAACACUUAACUUAGAUAUGUGCAAAUAGCACAGGAGCACUGAGACGCUAUAUGCUCGGCAGCGCAGUUUGGGGUGCAUUUCACCAUUUAAUGUGUGCUUUUGCGAAUUACACAGUUUCUCUCUGUCGUAUUAAUGCAGGUUUAGUGGCUGCAAAAGCCACGCAAUCCCUUUUUUGAAUUUGCCCAUUAGUAUUUUGGCACCCGCAGCAAUAAUACAAAGGUCUGAUAGCAGAACAAAUGGCUGCAAUGAUUUAUCAUUUUAUUGCAAAACAAAAGAAACCGCUGCUUUGCUGGUAGUUUAUUGAGUGUGUUAUAAUGGUUUGUAAAAUGAUUCAGUUUUCUGGAAAAAUCCGAAAAUACCCUGUGUACCCUUGGGGAAAAACAGUUCAGAGAAACAAAGCUCUCUUAAAUAGUCAGCUUAUUUUGCUGUAUGAUAAAUAUGUAUAAAUAUAUAUAACAAAGAAUGUAUUAUAACUUAUUAUAACUAAAGGUCAAGUAGUGCAUUACUGUCAUGAUGCAGAACAAUUUUCCUUUCUGUUUAAACAUCACAUAAUUUUUAGGAUAAAGACGAGGAAAACUUUUUCUGCAAAAGCUAAAGACUUCUCGACAAUCCUACAAAUAAUCUAUCACAUGGAGUUGUAUUUUCAUGCAUAUUUGCAUGACAAAUUGGAUUAAGUUGUCAAUGUGAUGCCUGUGUCUGCUCCAGACCGCCCCUCCCAACCACACACGCAUACAGAUCCACACACACGUGCGCACAUUUCUCACCUUAUGAUACUUGGUCUUUAAUAGCUGCACCGAUGCAUUAAAAAUACAUUGUCCAAAAGAAAUGUAACAAUGCUUUUUAUCUUUGAAAAAAUCCUUUUGAAUUACAUCAUUCUGUCUUGGAGAUACAGUGAGACAUGAACAAGAACAUGCACUAAAAUCCCAGCUUGCAUGCAUGAAUACAAACAAUGGAUACAGAGAAUCAUUGAAAACAACAACAAGCCACAAACCUGCAUCUAAAUAAGAAAACAGCUACUGUUGCCUCGAGAUAUGCCAUUAAAGGACUUUUUUCCACUUCUCACUGGGAUCUGUUAUCAGUGUGACACAUGUUAGAACUGACCUGGGUGGGACCCAGGAUCGACUGCGUUUGACACAGUACCGAUCGGAUUUUCUUUUUUAACUAUGGAUCGUGCUGUCACCAUGAGUAGAGGAGACUGAAUAUAUGGAGUGGUAAGAGGAAGUGCACUACACUGAGUGGUAGAAGAAAGAAGCACUGUUUCACCUUGAUGUGGUGGUGUGAUUGGCACCAAGACUACAUAGUCCUGCUUCCAUCCUGUUUAUUUUCCUGGGGGGGUUGGGGGGUAAAUUAUUGAAUAAAACUAGUAAGAGCAAUUUCUGCUGGCUUAUUGCAUUUGCACUCAAAAACUGUUAACGGGUGGGAAAACUAAGGAGUUUGGCAAAAAUGUGACUGUACUAAAGACUGAAAAUGUCCUCCACAUCUCCCUGAUUGUUUAUUUGAUGGGGAGAUUGUGGGUUUGGAAAGAUAAAAUUGGUCUUUGUGAAGAUAACUGUUUCUAAAUUUUGGAAGGGGCGGAUGAGGCAAUGUCGAACAGGGACUUAAACCUGUAUUUGUCAUACUCAUUUUCAUUUUUGAUAUCUGUUUUCAUGCUUUCUGCCAUGCAUAGGGACACAGUCCAAACAGCAUUCCUUUCCUGUUUUGUGCAUUGAUUUUAAGAGAUACACUGUUGUAUUUUUUUUUUUCUCUGUGUCAAAGCACAUUUAAUCACAAGGUCAGACCACCAAAUUAAGUGGAGUUUUGGCAAAAUUAAUUUUUCCACUGCAAAAAUGUAUAGUAUAAGAUAACAACCAAGCAAAAUAAUACAGUAUAUGCCCCUGAUAUAUUUGAUCUGUUUGUUUAUGCUUCAGUGCUGUGCCACCUUAAAGGUUGUAAUCUUGUUUUGGAUUCUUUAGGAGAAGCUUUAAGAUGGUCCUGCACAAGAAACACAGGGUUAUAAUUGCACUAGGUAAUAAUAAUAAUGACGUUUACAGUAUCUAGUUUUUUUUCUUUUGGAAGAAAUGUGAUCCACGAUAAAACAAGGCUGUGACAGAAUGGCUGAUGUGAAGAAUGAAUGUAAACUGUAGCACUGCUUUGCCGAAGGGUCCAAGCCUUGAUUGAAUAUGGUCAAAUAUGGUCAAGACUCGCUUUUUUCUCAAUUGUAAACUCAUACUCAUACUUAAAAAUGGGCCGUAAUAUAGCAUUAAGUUGACUGUGAGACUAGAUGAUGUUCAAACCUAAAGCUUUAGUGAUUUAAUGAUUUUUAAACUGGUCUUCCAAAUUUGUUAACACCAGGGAGUAUUUCGAAAACUGAGCGAGGUUCGAGUACAGGCUUUUAUAACUCUAUUGUUCAUUCUAUUUUUAUCCCAACGAGCUCCUCAUUUUUUAGAUAUUUUGAUAGUUAUGUGUGUCUCUAAUGUUGAAAUGACAUAUAUGUGUUCACAAAACGGAGAGAUCAUGACAUUUUCUGUAUAGACUUCAAGAUUUCGCAAAUUAUUUCUUUAUCUCACUUUUAAUUUAAGAUUCAGUUCCUAAAGUUGCUCUUGUAAGAAAAAUAAAGAUAUUCAGUUGUUUAUUGGAACCACUACCUUAACUAUUGGACUUUAUGCAAGGAUCGCCUGCACUUCUGAUUUUGUCAACAGUCUUCCACAAAUGUAUAUAAUUAAAGUAAACUAAAUUCACAGUUAUUACUUUAGAUCACAAAAUAAGUUUAAUCAGCCUGCCCCCAAAAAAUUGAAACCUGUGUACUGUGCAGUAAGUAUAUGUUUAUUCUACAGUAUUUUUUUCUUUGUAUUUUCAUGCACAAUAAAUCUAUGCUUUUAGUUCUAUUUUCAAACAGGCAGAUUUUUUUUGCAUGGCCACGACUUUAACUUAGAGAAAUGUGAAAUGAAACGUUGAUAUACUCCACUAGUGAUAAAGGGGUGUGGAGCAGUGCCUACUAAAAUUAGGCUCCAAGCACCUUUGCUCAGUAUAAUGUAUUUAAUAUUUAAUUCACUGAUCUUCUUACUGUUUGUUUGCUAUCAUCUCAUUCUUUAUGGAGAUUGUAUGCACCUGCCCAAUUCAUUUGAACUCAUAACAGAUGGCACUUAAAUGCAUUCAACAGCUAAUCAGCUAGAUGGAUGGAUCCCCUGGACAGACAUCCUCACAUUAUUUAUACGAUUGACAGACCUAUAUAGUAUUUCCUUGUUCGCAUUUAAGAUAAGGCUUUUGGGAAACUUCACUUUGGAAUAGUCUUCCUCACAAAACAAUCCAAGAUAAACAUUUUACAUUUAUUUUCCUUGAUGCAUUUACAUUUCAGCUUCUCCACUGUUUGUCUGCCUUACUGUAUGUCUGACUCUGUCCUGGGCAAAAAAAUACAUACAUUUUUGAGGGAAUACUAUAUAUUGCUUCUCUUCUGCUUCGGGUCUUUUUUUUGUUUUUCUUGGGCAGGGUGAAUUUGAACAUGAAUGGUGUUGCACUAUAAACUGAGAUAUUCUCAGAGAAUGUCAUGGCUAACCCUAAGGGAGGAUGAGCUGUUUGAGUUGGCUGGAAGAAAAAAAGUCCUGUAAAAUGUAUGUAAUGUUAUGUAUUUUACAUACAUCUUUAAUUGAAAGCAGUAUCCCCUUCACAGCAAACUGUGUAGUUAAGAUUGUUUUUAUUUUUUAUUUAAUGACAUAAAUUUGUCUUUUGCAAUAUCUGCCAUUCACCUGGAUGAUCAUUGAAAAUGACAAGAAAAGAGAUAGGAUGGGAUUGUUAGUUGAAAAGAACCUGUUUUUACAACCAUUUCUUUUUCAAAUAAAUUGUUACUUACCUUCUACAUGGUCCCCCAUUACUGUAAAACUGAUAGGCACAGUAGUUUGUGUUCCAUUGAGUGGUUUGUCCUGAGAACAAUACAUAUGCAAAGAGACACUUGUAUCAUAAAAUGCAUGCCAUUCAGACACUCACUCUAACCCAAUGAAACCUCUGAUCUUUAUGUAACAUGUAUUUUAUGCUGAAUAACUGUUGUCACUGUUAGCAAACAAAGACUCUUGCAAUGAGUAGGGUUGUAUUUUUUUAUUACACACCCUAGCCUUUUAUUGAAUGUUUGCAACAAGUUUAAUCUAUUAUAGUAAUAACAGCAAAGUAGUGAUAAAGAGUGGAAUACGUAAACUAACUACCCAGUUGAACCUUCAGCAUAAAAAUGCACUAAAAGUUUUUAUGUGUAUGUAUGUGUCCUUGAACAUAAUGCCAGCACUUUAGAACUACUUAGAAAAAUGAGAGAAAAGAGUAACCGAGGGUUUGGCGAAUUAGGAGAAAACGCAACUUUUAAAGCCAUGUGUUCAGAGCGCUGACAAUCAGAAUAGGGAUGAGACCCAAAGUGCAUUAUGGGAGAUCUGACAUGACUUGCUGUGCUCUUGUUAUUUGCUUUGUCUUUCUCCAGCUUGCUUUGGUCUGUGCUAGCUUACUUUCCAGAGUGGAGGGACAUGGUGUUGUUAACUCCAGCCUUCUUGGUUAUAAGUGUGUGUCGCUGCAACAAGGACUGACUGAUGUUUGACUGAUAUCUUGGUGCUUCGUGAAAAGAGCUGUCCCAUGUUGACAUGGACCAUAUCUGUAAUGCUCUGGUAAGCUUGGGCCGAACUUGGUCCUAAGUCUGGGCUUAUUGGUAACCUCUCAAUGUCCAUAUGACAAAAGAGGAUCUUAUCAUGCAACCCUACACUUUGAUCAUGGUAACGUUCUUCACUAUCAACAGGGCUUGGACCAGGCAAACUGGGAUGGGACAAUUUCAGUGUUGAUACUGCUUUAUGUUUCAAAUGAAAAAUGUUAAAAUGUGUAUGCGCCUUCUGACUCAAGCAUCAAUAAUAUAUACAACAGAAAUGCAAGUUGCCACUUUUGAUGUUGCAUAAGAAUCUACUUUUCAUUCCCAUCAUGGUAUUUGCCAUCAGCAGUUUCAGUUGUGUAGUCCAAGAGUACCUGAUUUCUUUAAAUGCAAUACAGAAAAAUCUGCUUUCUAAUAAAAGUCCUUACUUCACCAUA